AUGCCGGAGUUGGAAAUAAAAAGAAAAGCUGACGAAUAUUCCGUGGUGCCGGCAAAAAAGACACGACAUGAAAUAUCUGUUGCAGGAACAAGAGAAAAAGCCGUAGUUACGGCGACGGUGCCAAGGACAUCAAAUCUUUAUGCUCCUAUUAUGUUAUUGGAAGGACAACAAGGAGAGAUAUUUACUGCCAAAUUUCACCCAGAAGGCAGACAUUUGGCAUCGGCAGGAUUUGAUAGACAAAUUUUUCUAUGGAAUGUUUACGGACAAUGUGAGAAUGUAAUGGUGAUGAAGGGUCAUACAGGGGCUGUUAUGGAACUAUGCUUCUCUCCUGAUGGUGCUCACAUGUACACUUGUGCUACUGACAACACUGUAGCGGUCUGGGAUGUUCCUACUGGCACAAGAAUAAAGAAGUUGAAAGGGCAUAGUCAUUUUGUCAACUCAGUUUCAGGUGCUAGAAGAGGUCCUGAAUUACUGGUAUCAGGUUCUGAUGACAAUGCAAUAAAACUAUGGGAUGCAAGGAAACGGAAUAACAUCUUGUCACUUGACGCCACAUACCCUGUCACUUCUGUGUUAUUCAAUGAUACGGCCGAGAAAAUUAUAACAGGCGGAGUGGAUAAUGUUAUUAAAGUAUGGGAUAUAAGAAACACACAGAUCGCUUACAAUAUUAAAGGACAUACAGAUACUAUAACAGGAAUGGCCCUAUCAAAUGACGGUUCUUACCUUUUGUCCAAUUCGAUGGAUAACACUUUAAGGAUAUGGGACGUGCGACCUUUCGCGCCUGCUGAGAGAUGUGUAAAGCUCAUGUCAGGCCAUCAACACAACUUUGAGAAGAAUCUGCUCCGGUGUGCCUGGUCUCCAGAUGGCUCCAAGGUAUCGGCUGGAUCUUCUGACCGUUUCGUAUACAUUUGGGACACAACAUCUCGUCGUAUCUUAUACAAGCUUCCUGGACAUCAUGGAGCAGUCAAUGAUGUACACUUUCAUAAAAAUGAACCCAUCAUCCUUUCUGCAUCUAGCGAUAAACAGAUCUAUUUGGGGGAAAUUGAUCAUUAA
Molecule: messenger RNA, 1050 nt
Organism: Pieris macdunnoughi
Lineage: Eukaryota; Metazoa; Arthropoda; Insecta; Lepidoptera; Pieridae
Source: the annotation of a GenBank genome assembly